AUGUCGACCAUCAGCGAAUGGAUCCCCGAGGGCCUUCUCCCGCGAUGGCUGCUUCUCGUCGCUGCCACGGCGUACGCUUACGGCGCCAGCAACUUCCUCAAGCAUACGGCUGGCUUCAAGGUCUACUCCAACGCAGGAGCACUAGUCACGCCGCUAUCGGGCCGCCUCUUUGGUAUCUGGAACAUCACCGCCGCCAUCAUCCGAACCUAUGCAGCUUACAACAUCCAUGACAAGGUUGCCUACGAGCUCUGCAUGUGGUCCUUCGUCAUCGCCCUCGUCCACUUUGUCUCCGAGACGUUCGUCUACAAGACCGCCAAGCUCAGUCCCGGAAUCAUCAGCCCGCUGAUUGUCGCUUCUUCGAGUCUCACCACCAUGUACCUCAACUACGGGCACUACGUUCGCUGA
Messenger RNA from Moesziomyces antarcticus, 405 nucleotides. Its product is annotated as ERG28-like protein. Lineage: Eukaryota; Fungi; Basidiomycota; Ustilaginomycetes; Ustilaginales; Ustilaginaceae. Bases 1 to 405 code for a protein of 134 amino acids. The transcript is spliced from 5 exons. Gene Ontology annotation, cellular component: membrane; endoplasmic reticulum. The record is from RefSeq and is a predicted model, not a curated record. Gene Ontology annotation, molecular function: protein-macromolecule adaptor activity.